This is a messenger RNA of Cannabis sativa, 729 nucleotides long. RefSeq names its product secreted RxLR effector protein 161-like. The transcript has a single exon. The record is from RefSeq and is a predicted model, not a curated record. Lineage: Eukaryota; Viridiplantae; Streptophyta; Magnoliopsida; Rosales; Cannabaceae. The coding region runs from base 1 to 729 and encodes 242 amino acids.
AUGGACCCUAAUACCAAACUUGAAGUACAGACAGAUGGAACAAAAGUUGACCGAGGAAGGUAUCAACAUCUUGUGGGAAAACUAAUAUACCUAACUCACACUCGGCCUGACAUAAGCUUCGUUGUGAGUGUUGUUAGCCAAUUUCUCAAUAAUCCCUUUGAGGAACACAUGGAUGCCGUCUACCGGAUUCUUAGGUACCUCAAGGGAACACCAGGAAAAGGGUUAAUGUUCAGGAAAUCUCUCAACAAAGAUCUUCAAAUAUACACAGAUGUAGAUUGGGCUAGUUCUCUCACUGAUCGAAGAUCCACUUCUGGGUACUGCUCCUACGUUUGGGGAAAUCUCGUAUCUUGGCGAAGCAAGAAGCAACAAGUGGUAGCUCGCAGUAGUGCAGAAGCAGAAUUUCGUGCCUUAGCACAUGGAAUUUGUGAAGGAAUGUGGCUAAAACGUCUUCUCGAUGAACUCAGAAUCAAACUUGAAGGUCCAAUAGAUGUUCUCUGUGACAAUCAAUCAGCCAUAGCAAUAGCAAAGAAUCCAGUUCAUCAUGAUAGGACCAAACAUGUUGAAAUUGAUCGUCACUUCAUCAGUGAAAAGAUUGAAAACAAGAUCAUCACCUUGAAGCAUAUUUCCUCGAGACAACAAGCUGCUGAUAUCUUAACCAAAGCCCUCCAUCUUCCUAAUUUUAGGGAACUAAGUUCAAAAUUAGGAAUAUUUAGUAUAUAUCUAGCUUGA